Penicillium maclennaniae is the source of this 1560-nucleotide messenger RNA. Its product is annotated as cytochrome P450. The coding region runs from base 1 to 1560 and encodes 519 amino acids. The record is from RefSeq and is a predicted model, not a curated record. NCBI's taxonomy places the organism in Eukaryota, Fungi, Ascomycota, Eurotiomycetes, Eurotiales, Aspergillaceae. Gene Ontology annotation, molecular function: oxidoreductase activity, acting on paired donors, with incorporation or reduction of molecular oxygen; iron ion binding; monooxygenase activity. The transcript is spliced from 6 exons.
AUGCUGUUGGAUCUUAAGGCUUUUGGGAUCUUUGUGUCUCAAAAUUUGGUUAUUGUCUCCGCAUUCUUGCUCUUCGCUAUCUUAAUCUAUCAUUUGUCAUUUCAAAAGCGGCAACGAAUUGUACCUGGUAUUCCAAUUGUCGGAGGCGAAGACAGAAGCUCGGUUAAGAAAAAUCGUAUUCGCUUCAUUCAUGAUGGCAAGAACAUGCUUGCCGAGGGCUACAAGAAGUAUGGUGGCAAUUUCUUCUACGUUCCCAGCAAACUGGGUGAGAGGUUGAUGAUUCCGGUCAAGUAUUUGGAGGAUCUGAAGACAGCCCCCAUAAAGGAGGUGGAUUUUGUGGCCACUUUUAUAGAAAUGUUUGAGGGGAAAUACACAACCAUGGGCAGCCGCUCGACAUUGCAUCCCCGAGUAGUUCGGACUCAAUUGAACAAAUAUCUAGCCGACGUGAUGGUUGAUGUCCAGGAAGAGAUACGAGAUGCUUUCGAGGCAUCAUUUCCACCUUGUGAAGAUUGGACUGAAGUAGAUGUCGUUGACCGCAUUACCCAAAUUGUCGCGCGAGUGUCAAGUCGCAUGUUUGGCGGAACCACUCUCAGUCGAAACAACGAAUGGGUCCAAUCCUCGAUCGCAUUUGCUAUCGACGGGUUUAUCGGUGCACAAGCGUUGAAGAACUAUCCCGAGUUCAUGAAACCUCUAGUAGCCCCCUUCAUUCCAGCCAUCCGUGCGAUCAAUAAGCACUACGAAGCCGCGGAGCGAGCGGCGAUACCACUAAUUGAGCAACGAAGAUGUCAAGGGAAUAAAGCACAGGACCUGCUUUUCUGGAUGGAUGAGCAAGCCGUGAGUGAUGAAAAAGACCUAAAAUUCUUGGCCGGAAUUCUCCUCAAAGUCAGCUUUGCUGCAAUUCAUACCAGUGCGGCAGCUCCGACGCAGCUUCUGUACGACCUCUGCGCAAUGCCGGAAUACAUCGAACCCCUACGUGAGGAGGUUGUGGCCGCUCUUGGCCCAGAGGGUAUGAUAUCCAAACAAGGAUUCCAUGAGCUUUCAAAGUUGGACAGCAUCAUGAAGGAAAGCCAGCGUUUCAACCCGCUUCUCCUGAUAACUUUUGAGCGCGUCGUGACUACAGACUACCCUCUUUCAGACGGAUUUGUUAUUCCCGCCAAUACCACAAUCGGGGUUCCAACCCAUGCAAUUUCCAUGGAUCCUACGCUAUACGAAGCUCCUGAAAAAUACAACGGAUUCCGCUUCCACAAGAUGCGGGGCCAAGGAGUAGAAAGCUGCCAGAAUGGAGCAAAUAACCCCAACCAGGCCGAACGCUCAGCGGCUCUCAGCGCUUAUGUUUCUUCCAAUCCUACCAGCAUGGCUUUUGGUUAUGGACGACACGCAUGUCCCAGACGUUUCUUUGCCGCCAACGAGAUCAAAGCUAUUAUGGCGCAUAUCCUGCUCAACUAUGACUUCAAAUUUCCUGAUGGUCAAACCCAGCGCCCAGAGAGUCUACUUUUCGAAACACAGUACCUGCCAAAUCCAGCUGGACGAGUCAUGUUCCGCAGACGCAAAUUGGCAUAG